This is a messenger RNA of Daldinia vernicosa, 993 nucleotides long. RefSeq lists its product as uncharacterized. NCBI's taxonomy places the organism in Eukaryota, Fungi, Ascomycota, Sordariomycetes, Xylariales, Hypoxylaceae. The transcript has 5 exons. The record is from RefSeq and is a predicted model, not a curated record. Bases 1 to 993 code for a protein of 330 amino acids.
AUGGACGGGAAUGGAUAUUUCAACGACGAGACGGUCGUCUUCACUGUCUUCGGGGUCAUCACGCUCGUCGUCGCUUUCCUAGCACUUCUCCUCCGGUUCUUUCUGCAGUCUUUCACCCAACGUUACCUCGCUUACUUAGAUAGCUUCUGCGUUGGACUGGCCUGGCUCCUCAGUCUAAUCGGUAUUAUCUGCGCGGUAGCUGAGAACACUACCAAUCACCUUGAGUACCCCCCCGAGAUUGACAAGUUCGUCCAGUCUCUCUUCGCCCUCUCUGCCAUCUUGGGUAAGCUGUCGAUCUGUCUCUCCGUAUGGCCCCUCGUCAAAGAUGUAAAGUAUGUGAGCGUCGUCGUGGUCUUCCAAAUCGCAAUGCUUUUCACAGUGUAUCCCCUAUGGAUCAUGGUCAUACCCGCGACAUGCGGCGCGUCGGCGUGGUACCCCAUGCUCGCCCCCUAUGCUCAGUGCUCGGAUAUUAUCAUCCGGGCGAUCUUCGACUGGCUCCUAUCUUUCUUUGAAGUGUUCACGCCGAUCAUCCUUACGGGCUUCCCGAUUGAGAUGGCUCAGGAUACCAACACCGAGGCUUCUAUGCGAAAGCCGUUUGUCGGGCUUUCGAUCGCUUCUGCUAUCAUGGGCGCAUUCAUGUGGUCACGGGCAUGGAUGUCCCACUGGUUCCGUUACGACACUCACUUUGUGCCUUUGAUUGGCAUUACGACUAUCGCUCAAAAUUACCACCAGCUGCUCAACCCGCAAGACCUCAACCCGCAAGACCUCAACCCGCAAGACCUCAACCCGCAAGACCUCAACCCGCAAGACCUCAACCCGCAAGACCUCAACCCGCAAGACCCCAACGUAGGAAUUUGCCAGCAGCACGUGAUGGCUUGGAGUGGAUUCCUUUGGAGGUUAUGCCAAGAGCACACACGCACGAAGCGUAAGAAGGCGGCAAUUUUUGCACCACCUUAUAAGGAGAAAAGGUGGAUAGGAUGCGAUAAGUUGUAG